This is a messenger RNA of Dicentrarchus labrax (European seabass), 6735 nucleotides long. RefSeq names its product integrin alpha-2. The record is from RefSeq and is a predicted model, not a curated record. Gene Ontology annotation, cellular component: integrin complex; external side of plasma membrane. The transcript is spliced from 30 exons. Gene Ontology annotation, molecular function: integrin binding. Bases 89 to 3643 code for a protein of 1184 amino acids. Gene Ontology annotation, biological process: integrin-mediated signaling pathway; cell adhesion mediated by integrin; cell-cell adhesion. NCBI's taxonomy places the organism in Eukaryota, Metazoa, Chordata, Actinopteri, Moronidae.
GCGUCACACCGAUGACUCGCUGUGCGCUGCCGUGACUUUUGACAAGUGCUUCAGUUAAUCACCUCAUACAAAUGGAAUAAAGACGACGAUGGACUUCUUCUGGGGGAAUAUCUUCUUCUUUACAGCCAUAAUUACUGACAGAGUUUGGCACUCACAGUCCUUCAACGUUGGCACUGCAGGAGCCAAGAUUUUCAGUGGACCAGCAGCGGAAGAGUUUGGCUACUCAGUCCAACAAGCGACAAACCAUGAGGGCAAAUGGCUCCUGGUUAGUGCUCCAUGGAGUGGUUUCAGUCGAAACAGGAAGGGGGAUGUUUACAAGUGUCCAGUCUCAGGGUCCAGAAACAGCUGUGACAAGCUCAAUCUUCAAGACUCUGUCAGUAUUCCAAAUGUUAAAAACGCCAUCGAUAACAUGUGCCUCGGGCUGACUCUUACCCGGAUGCCUGCAGAUGGUUUGAUGAUGUGUGGUCCUCUUUGGGGACAGAAGUGUGGUACUCAGGACUUCUACCCAGGAAUAUGUGCAAAACUGAACCCACUCUUUCGACCUCAACCCGCCUUCUCUCCUGCCGUCCAGACAUGUGGAGGGCCUAUGGACAUUGUGAUUGUUUUGGACGGCUCCAACAGCAUUUAUCCUUGGGAACCAAUGACCGCGUUCCUCCAGAAAUUAAUACCUGCGCUCGACAUCGGACCCCAAAACACACAGGUCAGUGUCAUACAGUAUGCCGUUAAUCCCAAGUUUGAAUUCAAACUGAACAAGUAUAAAACCAAAGAUGAAAUGGUAGCUGCAGCAUCCAGUAUCACACAAAUGUAUGGUCACUCUACCAAUACCUUCCAUGCGAUCCAAUAUGCCAGUCAGUGGGGUUUCAAUCAAAAUAACGGCGCUCGAUCAGGCGCUGCCAAGGUGAUGGUAGUCGUCACCGAUGGGGAGUCUCACGACGAGGCUUUCAGAGAUACGGUCAUUGCCGACUGUGAGAAACAAGGCAUCACUCGCUUUGGUAUUGCUGUGCUGGGUUAUUACAUCAGAAACAACAUCAACACAGAAAACCUGAUAAAAGAAAUCAAAUCCAUUGCCAGUUUACCCACAGAAAAGUACUUCUUCAAUGUGUCGGAAGAGGCGGUCCUCUCCACUAUCGCUGGAACACUGGGGAACCGCAUCUUCAACAUAGAAGGCACUGGAAAAGGGGGUGAUAACUUCAAGAUGGAGAUGUCUCAGGUGGGAUUCAGCGCUCACUACUCCAGCCAACAGGAUGUGCUGAUGCUGGGAGCAGUUGGAGCCUACGCUUGGAGUGGGACCGUCGUCCAUCAAAAAGGGUCAAUAGUAGACAUUCUCCCUUUCUCAGCCUUUGAAGGAACUCUUCAAGACAGGAACCACAGCUCAUUACUGGGUUACUCUGUCACCACACUGAGUGAUGGGCAUACAGAAUACUUUGUGGCUGGUGCACCUCGCUCCAACCACUCUGGACAGGUUAUCGUCUACACCUUCAACGCCCAGAAGCAAUCUGCUAUCAUAGAUUCAGAAAGAGGAAAACAGAUUGGGUCAUACUUUGGAAGCGUGCUAUGCUCCCUGGAUGUGAACAGAGAUGGGGUGACAGACCUCCUGCUGGUUGGUGCGCCCAUGUUUAUGAGCGAGCUGAAGAGAGAAGAAGGCAGGGUCCACCUCUUCUCUGUCACCAAGGGUAUACUGAACGAGCAGGGAUUCCUCGAAGGUCCGUCCUCGACUGAGAAUGCACGUUUUGGGAUGGCCAUCUCUGCUGUUCCUGACUUGGACCUCGAUGGUUACAAUGAUGUUGUUGUUGGAGCCCCCCUCGAGGACAAAGGAAAAGGUGUUAUUUACAUCUACAAUGGGGAGAAGGAGACAUUAAAGAAACAGUUCUCACAGAGAAUUCUUGGCUCCAAACUGGAUCCUCAAUUGCAGUAUUUUGGAAGGUCCCUAGAUAGCUACAAAGACCUGAAUGAUGAUACAGUCCCUGACAUCUCCAUUGGUGCAUAUGGCAAAGUGGUGCAGCUUUGGUCCAGAGGUGUUGCGUCUGUCACCGCUAAAGCGUCUUUCAACCCCAAUAAAAUCAACAUUUUCAACAAACCCUGCAACAUUAAUGGACGCAAGCUUACAUGUUUCACCGCCAACCUCUGUCUCGGUGCUGCAUUCAGGCCCAAGAACCCUGUUGGACCCAUUGAUAUAUCCUAUACUUUGACUCUGGAUGCUGACUUGCAGGCUUCACGAGUGACAUCAAGAGGACUGUUCACACAGAACAAUGAGCGCUUCCUCACAGAAAAGGCAAAAAUAUCGUCUGCAUCCCUGUGUCGAGACUACCAGGUUUAUGUUCAGGAGGCACCAGACUUUGUCAAUUCCCUCAGUCUGAAAGUAGAAAUCGAGCAGCAGAAUGCAGAUGUGAACCCUGUCCUCGAUGUGUUUUCUCCAAGUGCCUGGGAGUUCUUUAUCCCUUUCACAAAAGACUGUGGCUCUGAUGACGUGUGUGUUAGUGAUCUGGUGCUAAGUGCGAAGACAGACACAAAGGCGUCCAGCUCAGCUCCCGUUCUGGUCAGCGCUAAUAACCGAGAACUGUCAUUUGAAGUUGUUGUGAAGAAUAAAAAGGAGAACGCAUACAACACUCAGGUGUUGGCCACGUUCUCCAGCAACCUCUACUACUCCUCCGUCUUUCCUCCUGAAACGGAUGGAGUCAAAUGCACCUCAACACAAACUCAAACUGUCACUUGCCAAGUGGGAUACCCAGCUUUAAAAACAGGCCAAGAGAUGAAAUUUCAGAUCAAUUUUGAUUACAAUUUCAAUGAGCUGGAAAACAAAGCUGAGGUGACAUUUGAGGCCAAGAGUGAUGGUAAAGAGGAAAGACCUGCAGACAACAAGGUGGACAUAUCCAUUCCUGUUCAAUAUGAUGCAGGGAUUGUUCUGUCUAGGGAGUCAAAUAUCAAUUUUUACGUGGCAGAUGCUGCCACUCCAGUGGUAACGGCAGUGAAAACUCUAGAUGACAUCGGCCCAGAAUUUAACUUUACAGUGAAGGUUUCAACAAGUAACUUCCCUGUCAACCUCCUGUAUCUGACCAUUGCUCUGCCGCUGACCACUAAAGGUGGAAACCCGCUCCUCUAUGUUACCAAUGUGGACACACAAGGAGGUUCUAUCAGCUGUGAUUCCAGCGGCCUGGUCGAUCCUCUGAAGAUCAAUGGAAAGAGCUACAAACAGUCUUUCUCUGAGGAGAACCUCCGAGGCAUAGAGAAACUGGACUGCAAGAGUGCAAAAUGCAACUAUAUGAAAUGCAUCCUCAAAGACACUGAAAUUAAGAGUGCCUACUUUGUGAAAGUUAAAACAAGGAUCUGGAGUGGCACAUUUCUCUCGGCCUCCUAUCAGACCAUUGAGCUGACUUCCAGUGUUAAUGUUGAGACCUCCAACCCUGAUCUGCUCAUUAUCGGCCUCAAAGAGCUACCAGUGGUGCUGACAGUCAGUAAACCUGGAGAGAAGGGUGAUGUUCCAGUGGGAGUGAUUGCUGGCAGCAUCAUCGCCGGACUGCUGCUGUUGGCUCUGGCUGUUGGACUGCUGUGGAAGUUUGGAUUUUUCAAAAGAAAGUACCAGCAGCUUCAAAGGGAGGCCGAUGAAGAUGGGCAGAGCCACGCACAUGUCGAUGAAGUGUUGUGAACUGAAGAGAAACCCUUUCUCUUUUUACUGGAUUGUUCCCAGUGUGGAUAAUAUUGGUACUUGUCACUGGUUCUUGUAAAGUGCAAAUGAACUACAGCUCAAUCACUGGAAGUUGGGCCUUUUACUGAAACUGGGAUUCAGUCUUCUGUCCAUUUUACAGAGGAUUAUUGUUAUUGGUCUUUAUUUUUUAACUGUGUGGACUGUACAUUGACUAUUUGCUGUUAUGCACUGACUUUGAUUAAAUGUAAAAUGUGUAUUUUUUCCCCAACAUGACAGAACCUUAUACAGAACUUUUUAUAGGCCUUAGGAUGCAAUGUUUUUUUUGUUUUUUUUCCCACAAUAUCUUUAUUUUAUUUUCAGUUUUUAACACCUUGACAUACAGCCUUUACAUUCGUAUAUCUUCAUUCAACUUCCAUACUGUAAGAUCGCUGCAUUUACAUAGAGACAGAAGUUAAAAACAAAACAUAACACUCAGAACAGGAAUGCUCCUCCUGUUAAAGAAAAUGAUAAUCUAUAUAAAAUCGACUAUUGUUUGUAAUUAGUGCAAAUUAAAACACACAUAUAGAAAAACAAUAUAAAUCUUACAAGAUCAGAAUCUGCAGUGUCCACAAAGACUAGUCAUCCACUUCUUCGUCUGUUAUAUCCAAGUCCUUAAUGUAGUGAAUGAAAGGGCUCCCUAUGUCCUUGAAUACAUGCUGUUUAUCCUUUAAUAUGUAAGUUAUUCUCUCUAAUGGAAGACUUGCUAACAUCUGUCUUAUCGAUUGAGUAGUACUUGGUCUAUGAAUCUUUUUAUCACAAUAAUGCAACAUAUUUCUUAGCAUAAAGCAAGCUGAGGUCUAUAAAUGCCCGCUCAUUCCUACUAUAGUUAUGUUUCUCUGGGUAUAAGCCCAACAAAAAACGUUUACAGUCCAGGAAGACAUUAGAUGUAAUGUUGUCAUUGUGAGUUUUACACUGUAAAGUAAGGCAUUUUGUUUUGACAAAUUCUUGGUAACAUGGUUGCCAAAAAACAAUUUCAUAGUCAUGGAUAUAGCUAAUUUGUGUAAACACUGACCUUUUUAACACAUACACACACGCUUUAGCCAGUGAAUCUGUAGCAUAAACUUCUUUAACAUCCACUGUCACCUCUGGCCCUCUGGGGUUUUCUUGCAUUAAGACUAUUGGUAUAAGUAGUUUAGAAACAAACAGGAAACAAUCACUUCCGUAUCCUGGAAAGAGUGCAGUCUGUCAUUGUUCAAUACAUUGUGUUUGUACUGUAUAUAUUGUAAGAUAGAAUUAUGAUCUUUCAUAUUCAGUUUUAUACAUAUGAAAAGAUUAGUUGUUAGUUGUGAUAUUGGUGAUGUUUAGUUUUUUGUCGCUCAUCAGGUAUGAAUAUUUUAGUAGCAUAUUGUUUAGGUCUGCAACUGACCAUUAUGUUUAGAAUUGAAUAAUUUGCUGAUCAUUUUCUCGAUUCAUUAAAAAAGUUUGGUUGGUUUUCAGGAAAUAUAUUAAUGCCUGUCGUGCUUUCCCAGGUUUCAAGAGGAUGUUUUCAAAUUGGUUAUUUUAUCGAACAUACAGUCCAAAACCCAAAGAGAUUCACACUGCUGUCAUUUAAUGCAAAUGUUUUUCAUUUUUUGCUCAGACUGUUCAAUAGAUUAUCAAAUUAGUUGCAGUUGUUUCAGCUCUAAUGUUUAUCUGCGGGGCAAAAGAACACAAGGCCAACAAAAUGGGAGUCAAACUACACUCCCAGGGUUCUUUGUUCCCAAGCUCAAUAUCCUCCUAAAGUAAGGAGACCUUUCAAAGGGGUUUUAUGUUCAUCGUAAUUUUUAUUUUUUAUAAAUGUUUAUUAUUUAAGUCAGAUUUUCAAUGUAUUUUUUCUGUGUCAGUAUGUAGAAACCACCCACCCACCCACAGCUUAUACCCUACUGUUGUUGUACUCCUUGAAAUAUGUGCUCUCAAAUUUGCAGGCAAAACUUUGAUAUCUCCACAAUGGCUAAAUAGAUAUUUACCAUUCAAACUGCAUUUGAAAAGCCCACCUCCCUUUGUUGUUUUGCAAUUUUAAUUGUAAUAUAGCCCUUACCAAUCUCUUGCUAUGUUAGUUUAUAUUGGGAACAUGUGUUUGGUUUGGGCAGAUAUUGUUUACUACAGAGUGAAUGAUCACACUCAGAAAUGCAUCUGAGUUCAUGGUGGUUGUCAAAAGCAGCAACCACGUUAAUUUCCUUCUUAAAUACACUCAAUCUGUACCAUUGUUUGUUACUUACAUUAGAAGGUUUGUGAGAGGUUUUUUAAAGAUAAUUCUGCAGGGGCUAAAUGUGUAUUGGCACAGCUUUGCCACAAGAUGGCAGCAUAAUAUAGAUGACAUGUUGGCACGGUUCAUUAUUCUGUCACUGCUCUGUUGAUGACUUGAAUGCUCCACUAUCAAUUAAUACAUCAUAAGUUAUGAUCAAUGUUGGAUCGUGUUUCUCUUGAACCCCUCUUGUGUUGUCUCUUUGACGUUCUUGCUGGAACACCUUUAGAAAACCUGACCCUGCAAGCAACCCUACUUGGACCCCUUCCCUCCAAACAUCAGUACAACUGAAGUUUUCCCUCAAACUCGAUUAAUUUCCUCUCACAUUUUUGACUGUCGUGUUCUCCCACAGUUAGGUUAUUCUGUCCCUGGACUGUUUUGGAAUGUGUUUCUGACUGUUUUCCUUUUGCACGAGCCAACUUCAGCACCCAGCAGAGUCUUUAGCAUUCAUGUCUUUGGAUCUGGCGAGGUGGAAUAUGCUAUUUGUCUCUAAUAAGUAGCAUAUUUUUUUGGGCGCCUGGGCUCAAGCUUUCCUUGUUGGAGGGGAUAUAUAGAAUUUGAUGAAUGAUUGAACUGCUCUGUUUCACAAUUACUCAUGCGCUGCGGUGUUGUGAAAUAGCCUUUGGAUUCUAUGUAUAUGUGUACAGGGAGCUAUGUGGAAAUAGUUGAUGAAAUUAGAUACAGUGGAAGUGUUUGAACACCUUUGUAAAUUCAUCCCUCUAGGAAUUCCUGCACAUGAUUGACAGUUACAACCAAACAACUGACCCUGUGUGAUUGCUCACAAAGUUCUGCAAUGUUUUUAAAUAAAAAAUGAUGUCAUAGCAAAUUA